AUAAAAUAAGUGCCAAAAUAAAACCAUAGAAAAAGACCACCAUUGACUUGAGAUUCAUAAUACAAGUUACGAUAUAUAGAGUUGGAGAUCAAUUAUGUCUAUAAUAAUAUACCGAGAAAGAUCUUCUAAAAAAAAGUUCUCUAACCAUAAACUAUUACUUAUAGUUUCAACAAAACCAGUAGUCUUGGGAUAUUGAGAUUAGUAUAGUGAUUAUGGUGUCAUUGCUCUUCGACUUGGCAGAGACACUGAUAGCAAAGGUUGCUUCUCGGGCAUGUGAAGAAGCAUUUCAGGUGCUGUGUGUAUAUUCUGAUAUUCUACGGUUCACACAGACUAUUUCAUACAUCAAAUCUGUGCUGAUGGAUGCUGAACAAAAGCCGAAAAAUUUCGAGCAGGAGAAUUGGCUGUGGCAGGUAGCAAACGUCCUCAUAGAUGCGGAAAAUUUGCUUGAUGAAGUUGAGUUUCAAAACCUAAGAAAGAAAGCGAUCAAAGCUAAUGUUAGCAUGAUGAUAACCAAGGUAUAUCUAUACCACUUAUUCUCAUGUUCUAAUCCAAUUGCUUUUCGAUUUAGAGUGGCUCGAAAAAUUAAUGAAAUCAACAGGCGGUUAGACAACAUUGCAGCUAAUAGGAAUAAGUUUGGUUUUCAGACAAUUGAAACUCACAAUGACACACGUAUAGCGCACAGGGGAGAAAUGACAUACUCCCGUGUGAUUAAUUCAGAAGUGAUUGGAAGAGAACAUGAUAAAGAAAAGAUUGUCAAGCUUUUGGCUCAACAUGACAAUAAUGAUAAAAAUCUCUCUGUUAUUCCCAUUGCGGGGCUUGGCGGGGUUGGAAAGACCACUCUUGCAAAGUUUGUGUUUAAUGAUGACAAGAUAAGUGAGUGUUUCUCAUCCAAGAUGUGGGUGUGUGUUUCAGGAAGCUUUGACAUUAAAGAAGUGAUUAUUAAGAUCAUCAAUUCUGCUAAUGACUCUGCUAAAGUGGAUGUUCCUGCUUACCAACAAAAUUAUAGAGAUUUAGAUAUCGAGCAACUGCAAAAUCAUCUUACAAACAAACUUAAUGGUCAAAAGUUUCUACUUGUCCUAGACGACGUGUGGAAUGAAGAUCGUGUUCAAUGGACCGAGGUGAGGGAUUUACUACAAGUGGGUGCUCUAGGAAGUAAAAUCUUAAUUACUACACGCAGUCACUCGAUUGCUUCCAUGAUGGGAACCGUUUCCUCGCAUAGUUUAGAAGGUCUUUCUCUUGAAGAUUCAUUGUCUAUAUUUGUCAAAUGGGCCUUUAAAGAAGGAGAAGCAAUGAGGUAUCCACAUUUGGUAAAUAUUGGAAGGGAAAUUGUGAAAAAAUGUGGUGGGAUUCCCUUGGCAGUGAGAACAGUAGGAAGUUUACUUUUUUCAAAAUAUGAGACAGCCGAGUAUUGGGAAAAUGUGAGAGACAACGAAAUUUGGAAUUCACCAGAUACAGUUGGGAUUUUACCAUCACUUAAGUUAAGCUAUGAUCAAAUGCCAUCUGCUCUGAAGAAAUGCUUUGCUUUGUUCUCCAUUUACCCAUAUGGUCAUGCAUUUGAUAGUUUUCAUGUAACAUCACUAUGGAGAGCACUUGGUUAUCUUCCAGCUCCAAACAGAAAUCAAAAUCAAACAUUGAAAUAUAGUGCCAACCAAUAUUUGUUUGAACUGUUGUCAAUAUCUUUUCUUCAAGAUUUUGUCGACUAUGGAAUUGGUUUCACUUUCAAAAUGCAUGAUUUGGUGCAUGAUUUGGCAAAGUAUGUUGCAAGGAAGGACUUUGUGUCAGCUAAUCCCUAUUUCAAGCAUUGGUCUUGGACUGAAAACACAGGGUUUCAAAAAAAUCCCUUCCAAAAUUUAAAAUUUGCAAAGAGCAUACUAUUUCCUAUUGCUGAAGUUGGACCAAACAGUAAAGCUCUCUUGAAUAGACGCAUAUCAACAUGUAAACACCUACGGUUUUUUGAUUUAAGCUAUUCUACGUAUGAGACCUUGCCUUGGGCCAUUGGGAAGCUGGUGCUUUUAAGAUAUCUCAGUCUUGAGAAUAAUAAAAAGAUUAAGAGACUUCCAGAUUCUAUUUGCAGCCUCCAGAGCUUAGAAAUAUUGAUACUUAGUGGCUGCACAGAACUUGAGACACUUCCUAAAGGCUUAGAAAACUUGAUCAAUCUCCAACAUUUGGAGAUAACAACAAAGCAGCAUGUUUUGCCAGAGGAUGAGAUUGCAAACUUGAGGUCUCUUCACACUCUCAGAAUCGAGUUUUGCAGCAAUCUAGAGUCAUUAUUUGCAAGGAUAAAACUCUCAACUCUCAAAGUAUUGUGUAUUGCUAAUUGUAGUGCUCUAAAGUCUUUGCCACUUGAUAUUGAACAUUUUCCUGCAUUAGAGACAUUGCUAGUGGACAACUGUGACAUGUUGGAACUUUCAGAGGGACAUGAGGAACAAAACUCCAGCUUGAGAUUGAAGGUUCUAGUUAUUGUUUCUAUGCUGCAGUUGGUGAUCUUUCCUCAUUGGCUUCAAGGGUCCUUGAAUACAUUACAAUACUUGUCAAUUUCAAGCUGCAACAAUCUUGUGGCACUUCCACAGUGGCUGUCAGAUAUGAACAGCCUGAAAACACUAUAUAUCAUAGGCUGUCCUAAUAUAAUGUCUCUCCCUAAUGACUUUCAUCGCCUCGUCAACCUUGAACGAGUAGAAAUCGAUGGUCAUCUUGAAUUGCUUAUAAAACCUCAGCUGGAAAUUGGAGAGUCAUCUCGCCCACACAAUGCCGCAGAUGAACCAGACGAAGUGGUAGAAGAAUUGGAAUAAGAGCAUAUAAGGCUUGGGUGUACAAUUGGAGCAAGGAAUGGUUAUAUCCCUAUUUGAAGAGAAGGGGGCAGUUAAAUAAAAAGCGUGCAAUAGAAGAUUAAAUGAUUAUCCGCAAAAGCACCUCUUUUAAUAUUUUUUGGUGAUGGAAACUUGUGCAAUUCUCUUUGUAAUUCUAUGACUGGAACCUUUUCAGCCUAAGUAUGUGAUUUAGUGUGUAUUGUUUGUUAAGUUAAUAGUAAGAUGCAUGAAAUCAAUGUAGUGAUUAAUUAGGUUGUUGUUUCAGUUUGCAAAAUGUUAUACAGUGAUCAGAAAUCAAGAAUCUGAAUGUGUUUGUAAUACAAAGUACUGGUUUUUCUAAAGCAGUAAGGCUUCUUAGGUACUUUUUUAUUUAUUUAUUCAGAUCUUGAUACAUCUUUAUCAUACUGGGAUGAAUACUUAGUUUGCUUUUAUGAACUUCUUCUAGGAUGGAUCUUCGCAACUCUAUAUCAUCCGAAACACAAACUCUUCCAUGGCAUCCUAAAAUAUUAUCUAAGCCCAACUUAUAUUUAGGAGUCUUUCCUGCUCCUACCAGUUUCUUCUUCUUUUUGCAUUAUUUCAUCAAUCUGUUGGAGGGUCUUGAUCUCGCUCAUCAACUCAUUUUGAAC
Messenger RNA from Vicia villosa (hairy vetch), 3433 nucleotides. RefSeq names its product putative disease resistance protein RGA3. Gene Ontology annotation, biological process: defense response to other organism. The transcript is spliced from 2 exons. The coding region runs from base 213 to 2789 and encodes 858 amino acids. Lineage: Eukaryota; Viridiplantae; Streptophyta; Magnoliopsida; Fabales; Fabaceae. Gene Ontology annotation, molecular function: ADP binding. The record is from RefSeq and is a predicted model, not a curated record.